AUGAGGUGCACAGGCUCCAGUGAGGGGAAAGAUUCCCAAAGGAAAGUUCCAGUGAAUGUGAGGAUUCUUGAGAGUCAGGAGGAAAACCAUGAGAAACAUUUAAUACAGGAGGUUGUCACUCAGAAGAAAUCUUCUGGGGAGGGAAGUUACCAGUGUGAUGAAUUUGGGAGAAGUUUUAGUCAAAGAUCAUUACUUACUCAACAGCAAGGAGAGAGACUACAUAACUGUGAUUCAUUUAAAAAGAACUUAAAACAAAAUUCAGAUCUAAUGAGGCACGAGAAAAUUUGUGCAGAGAAGAAACCUUGGAAGUGUAAUGAGUGUGAGAAAGCCUUUAGUUACUACUCAGCUUUUGUCUUGCAUCAGAGAAUUCACACAGGAGAAAAGCCCUACGAAUGUAACGAAUGUGGUAAAGCUUUUAGCCAGAGCAUACACCUUACUCUACACCAGAGAAUUCAUACUGGAGAGAAACCCUACGAAUGUCAUGAAUGUGGGAAAGCCUUCAGUCACCGCUCUGCCCUUAUUCGGCAUCAUAUCAUCCAUACUGGAGAGAAGCCCUAUGAAUGCAAUGAAUGUGGGAAGGCCUUUAAUCAGAGCUCGUACCUCACUCAACAUCAGCGAAUUCAUACUGGAGAGAAACCUUAUGAGUGUAACGAAUGUGGGAAGGCCUUUAGCCAAAGCACAUUCCUUACCCAGCAUCAGGUCAUUCACACUGGAGAGAAACCCUAUAAGUGUAAUGAAUGUGGGAAAGCCUUUAGUGAUCGAUCAGGCCUUAUUCAGCACCAGAGAACUCAUACUGGGGAGAGGCCUUAUGAGUGUAAUGAGUGUGGGAAAGCCUUUGGCUACUGUUCAGCCCUGACUCAACACCAGAGAACUCACACUGGGGAGAAACCCUAUAAAUGCAAUGAUUGUGCCAAAGCCUUCAGUGACCGCUCAGCCCUUAUUCGUCAUCAGAGAACACACACUGGAGAGAAACCUUAUAAGUGUAAGGACUGUGGAAAAGCUUUCAGCCAGAGCUCAUCUCUUACAAAGCAUCAGAAAACUCACACUGGAGAAAAGCCCUAUAGAUGUAAGGAAUGUGGAAAAGCUUUCAGCCAGAGUUCAUCCCUUUCUCAACAUCAGAAAACCCAUGCUGGAGGGAAAACCAAAGAAUACGGAAAAGCGUUUAGUGAGCAUUCAGCCUUUGGCCAGCAAAAGAGAAUUCAUACUGGAUAAAGACUAUGUAAAUGUGGUACAUUCAGAACAUAUUUAUCGAACAAUUACUAAACGUGGUGUGAGGGCUACAAAGGAAUUUCAGAGUGUGUUACAGAAAAGACAUUAAUUGAGAAGUCAUUGCUGAUACAAGGCAUAGCUUACUUAGAAUGUGAAGGAGGGGUUUUACAUUUUUUCAGUGCAGCAGAGGACUUUGAGUUUUCUUGGGGAAAGAGGAAGAUUAUUUCCAACCCUAAGGUGUAUGUAAGCUUCCAAAUCCUUGUGGGAGAAAUAGGGUGUGCAAUGAUGCAAAGAAGAGAUCUUGUCUGGGCUGGAUG
Messenger RNA from Leptonychotes weddellii (Weddell seal), 1526 nucleotides. NCBI's taxonomy places the organism in Eukaryota, Metazoa, Chordata, Mammalia, Carnivora, Phocidae. The record is from RefSeq and is a predicted model, not a curated record.